CAUAAACUCAGUUAAAAUUGCCCUUUUAAAAUGUUCAACUGUAAUUGGGGUCACUGUACUUCCGGUUGCAGAUGAUGUGAAAUAUACAAAUUUUAUUUCAUAGAUUUUCUAAUUUGCAAAAUAUUUUCAUAAACUUUUUAAAUACAUAUUUGGAAAAGAUUUGCAAAAUAUUCUGCAAGUAUUUAUAGAACCAUACGAAACGUGUCAUAAAACCAAAACAGCAAACCAAUCAAAAAUCUCGAAAUCAAACAUCAAAACAAUUGGAAUUGUUAAUUGUUUAUAAUUGAGAAAGAAUCAACGAAUAAUUGCGAACGUUUUCCACAAUUCAAUCGGAAAGUAAACAAUAUUUAAGACAACGAAGUUCUACAUAAACAUACACUUUUGUUGUUUCACAUUAAUUCGCGCAGUUUUCUAAUUUGAUUUUCGAAAUCGCGUUCCGAUUAUUAUCAAAACAUUGUCGCUGUCGCUGCUGCUGCUGCUGUUGCUGCUGACGCUGUCAACGUCGACGUCGACGUCAAUAUCAACGCAGAUAGUGCACUGGAGGUGCUACGGCAGCAAACUCGUUCGAUUGCUGCACUCAAGAGGAAAUCUCAACUCAAGACGAAGGAAAAAAGCUGCACUUCAUAAGUCCGGCGCGUAGGAAAUCAGUCUUGGCCCCCAUAUUGAGUAAGAUCAAGAAUGGUGCAGAUGCCUCGGAUGCUGGCGAUAAGAAGCUUGGCAGUGAGAGCAGCGGAAGCGGUCAUAUAGCAGUUCAAAUCGAACCAGCUAGACGUGUCAAGCGGCAUAGCAUACACGGUAUGAUGGAGGAGGAGAAUACUAUAAGGCCGCAUCAGGAGAUCCGACAGCUGACGCUGGAGGAGAAGAAGUUCCUGCUGGCCGUGGAGCGUGGCGAUAUGGCGGGCACACGGCGAAUGCUACAAUGGGCCCAGGACACAGACAACAUCAAUGUGAACUGUGUGGAUCCAUUGGGCAGAACGGCUCUGCUGAUGGCCAUCGAUAAUGAGAACCUGGAGAUGGUGGAGCUGCUCAUUAACUACAAUGUGGACACCAAGGAUGCGCUGUUGCACUCCAUUUCCGAAGAGUUUGUCGAGGCUGUCGAGGUGUUGCUCGAUCACGAGAAUGUCACCUUUCAGACCGAGGGCAAUCACAGCUGGGAGUCCGCUUCGGAGGAAACAUCCACUUUUACGCCAGAUAUCACACCUCUCAUCCUGGCCGCACAUCGAGACAACUACGAGAUCAUCAAGAUUCUACUCGAUCGUGGCGCCGUGUUGCCCAUGCCACAUGACGUACGCUGUGGCUGCGAUGAGUGCGUGCAGUCGCGUCAGGAGGAUUCGUUGCGACACUCACGAUCUCGGAUUAAUGCCUAUCGUGCGCUGGCCAGUCCCAGUCUCAUAGCUCUGUCCUCCAAGGAUCCCAUACUAACCGCCUUCGAGCUGUCCUGGGAGCUGCGUCGUCUCAGCUUUCUGGAGCAUGAAUUUAAGAACGAAUACCAGGAGCUGCGCAAGCAGUGCCAGGACUUUGCCACAGCUCUACUCGAUCACACUCGCACCUCGCACGAGCUGGAGAUACUGCUGAACCAUGAUCCCACUGGACCUGUCUACGAGCACGGCGAACGCAUGCAUCUCAAUCGCCUCAAGCUGGCCAUAAAACUGCGCCAAAAGAAGUUUGUGGCCCACUCGAAUGUGCAACAGCUGCUGGCGAGCAUUUGGUACGAGGGUUUGCCGGGUUUCAGGCGCAAGAAUAUGGCAUUGCAGGCAGUGGACAUCAUACGCAUUGGCAUUUUGUUUCCCAUCUUCUCGUUGGCCUACAUCCUGGCACCCUACUCCAGCAUUGGGCAGACAAUGCGCAAACCCUUCAUCAAGUUCAUUUGCCACAGCGCCUCGUACUUCACAUUUCUGUUCCUGCUGAUGCUCGCCUCACAGCGCAUCGAGAGCUUCAUUGGCAGCUGGUUCUGGUCGGACACGAGCACGCUCAACCAGCUCAAUAAUCCAACGGAUGAGCUGCAGCUGCCGACGAAACGUGGCGCCAAACCAACCUUCAUUGAGUGGCUAAUACUCGCCUGGGUGAGCGGACUCAUCUGGAGUGAGGUGAAGCAACUGUGGGAUGUCGGUUUGCAGGAGUAUCUCAAUGACAUGUGGAACGUGAUUGAUUUCGUGACCAAUUCGUUAUAUGUGGCAACAGUUGCGCUGCGUGUUGUCUCCUUCUUUCAGGUUCAAAAGGAAAUGAUCUUCAACUCGCAGGCAACUGAUUUGCCGCGUGAGCGUUGGGACACCUGGGAUCCAAUGCUCAUAUCCGAGGGCCUCUUUAGUGCGGCAAACAUUUUCAGUAGCCUCAAGCUGGUGUACAUCUUCUCGGUGAACCCACACUUGGGACCACUGCAAGUGUCGCUGUCGCGCAUGGUCAUGGACAUCAUGAAGUUCUUUUUCCUCUAUGUUCUGGUGCUCUUUGCCUUUGGCAGUGGUCUCAAUCAGCUGCUCUGGUACUAUGCGGAUUUGGAGAAGAAACGCUGUCCGGAGGUCUCGCCCAGCCUGCUGCUGCACAUGAAUGGCACUAACGAUCCCAAUGCCUGCAUUGUCUGGCGACGUUUCUCUAACCUUUUUGAGACCACGCAGACCUUGUUUUGGGCCGUCUUUGGCCUCAUCGAUUUGGACAGCUUUGAGUUGGAUGGCAUCAAGAUCUUUACACGCUUCUGGGGCAUGCUCAUGUUUGGCACCUAUUCGGUCAUCAAUAUUGUGGUGCUGCUCAAUCUGCUGAUUGCCAUGAUGAAUCACUCCUAUCAGCUCAUAUCGGAACGUGCUGAUGUGGAGUGGAAAUUUGCCAGAUCGAAGUUGUGGAUCAGCUACUUUGAGGAAGGCGGCACCUGUCCACCGCCUUUCAACAUAAUUCCCACGCCCAAGUCCAUUUGGUAUGCCAUCAAAUGGAUGCGUCGUGUCUUCUGCAGUGGCUCCUCCGCCGCUCGACGCGAGCAUCUCAAAACCAUACGCCGCAAGGCUCAGCAGGCUAGUGAUCGGGACUUCAAGUAUCAGCAGAUCAUGCGCAAUCUGGUGAGGCGGUAUGUGACCGUGGAGCAGCGCAAAGCAGAGUCUCAGGGUGUCACUGAGGACGAUGUGAAUGAGAUCAAACAGGAUAUUUCCGCCUUCCGCUGCGAGCUAGUCGAGAUACUCAAGAACAGCGGCAUGGACACCAAUGUGACAGCUGGCCAAGGAGGAGGUGGAGGCGGCAAGAAGAAUCGCCAGAAGGAGCGUCGUCUGAUGAAGGGCUUCAAUAUUGCGCCACCUGGUUCCACUGGCUCCUUGGCACCUGUGGCUGAGUUCUCCACAUCGCUGGACAACUACGACAAUCAGCACGAGAUACUCAGCUCCACGUUGUCCACACUCUUCACGCCCAAUUUUAUGCAUCGUCGCCAGCACACGACCACAGACACCGUAGUGGGCGUGGAUUCGCCCACUUCGCCUACCCAAGGUGGCAAUGUGGCAACGACGUCAGUGCCGCCUGCAACCAACAAGUACAACAAGACCACGCUGAAGUAUAACAAACGCAUUGCGGGCCACAAGAAACGUUGGGGCACACUCAUUGAGGCCGCCAAGGUGGGCAAUGUCAGCAAGAUGCUGGGACGCUCCAAAUCUGAGGAUUCUGUUUGCAAUUCCUUGCAGAACUCGACGCCUGUGCAUGGCCAGGUGCGUGUCACCUAUGCCCAGAACUCGCCCCAGCACAGCUAUGGCUACUACGCUGGCGAACCAACUGCAGCGGUUGCAACUCCGCCGUAUCCAACACCUCCAGCAGCAACAGCAGCAGCAGCAGCUCCUGCUCCGGCGCCAAGCAACACACACACACACAUGGGCGUGGGAGCUCACUUCUUUCACACGACCACCGGUUUAACGGCCAUUGCUGCUCUGAAGCGCAAGCGUAAAAAGUUCUCGUCGAGCAAGAACAUUUGUCCGGUUACCGAGUCCAUUGCAGCGGCCAAUGCAGCGGAGCUGCUCAACGACAAGACGCUCAAGCGCGUCUCCAGCUAUCCGGCAGCCACAGCGGAGGGCGGUGUGCCACACAAGGAUCCCGCCCAAGUGCUGAGACCGCGUCGACACGAACAAACACAGAGCCAGCAUGAUUCGGUGGAGACCUCAACGGAGUUCACCAUGUCCAUUGAUCCAUCGAACACGUCUGUUAAUUCUCGAGAGCCGCUGAUCAGCAACAGCUGCGUCUCCACGAUGGGCGCCAUUGGUUGAUCACCUUUCACCCCUCACCACUCGACACUUCUUAUAGUAUUAGCACCGAGAAUAUACUAAACAGAUAUUGCAUAUAUAGUAUUAUAUGUAAUCACGACCUUGUCAUAGUCAUAUCACCGAUAACCAAAUAUCAAAUUCAGGCUUCGGCGUGUCGAAGCUUAAAUAGCCUUGUGAAAGAGUUGAAAUUAGUUGUCUGAUGAAUCCGAUGAAAAUGAAAUAACUCAAGAAACAUAUCAAACACUGAUUAUUUAUAAUCUAUAGUAAUUCAAUCUCUUUGAUAUAAAUUGAAAACUAAACAAGUCAUUUCACAAGGACCUUAACGUCACCUCUAACCGAUCAUUGCACAUAACUCUAAUUGGUUAUUGCUUCUAUCCCAGCCACAUAUCAUGUGAGUGCAUUUAAACCGACGAUUAAAUACCCUCCUGCAGGGGGGUAAACGAAUUUCUUUUCUUCAAAUCGUUAUACCAAAUACCUAUAAAACCAUCCCAUAUCGAUGUUGACAGUUGCCUUAGCAUGAGAAAUAUUUUUUGUAUGCAACUAUAAACUACCUACAGAUAUACAUAUAUACUACGGAUAUUUAUACAUACAAUAUGGUAUCUAAAAAUACAAAAACAUAUAUAUUGAUCGAUUUAUAUGUAUGCAUAAGGUAUAAGGUAGACAAUGCAUAAGUUUUGGAUGAACAUUGAAUUGCUGUACUUGUACUUGUAUUUAGGGAAGCGCUGUGUAUUCUUCAUUUCAGAAGCGAGGAUUUGAGCCAAGGAUUUUUGCAAAGCAGUUAAAUAAGAUACGUUACGCAUACGAGGCGUACGCCAGGCAUACUCGUAGCAUACACCAUAAAUUUUAUACACCGAUUUUAAGCAACGCAACAAAACAAACAGAAACACCAAACGAAUUGAAUAAUAUCGAUAAUGAUUUUAGCGUCUAUACUAAUAUAUAAUAAUACUAGUAAACGUAAAACAAAAAUCAAAAGAAACAUAUAGCAUAUGUAUCUGUAGAAUAAAUAUUGCGAAUGCAUAUACUAAAUUUUAGAUGAGUUUUAAGUUGUAAGGAAACGCAUAUGGUUAAAAGUUUUAGAUUGACACAACAGCAGCAAACAGAACAAGUAGCAACUAACACGAAAAUAACAUAUUAUCCAAAUUAACAAAA
Molecule: messenger RNA, 5372 nt
Organism: Drosophila albomicans
Lineage: Eukaryota; Metazoa; Arthropoda; Insecta; Diptera; Drosophilidae
Gene: Trpgamma
Product: transient receptor potential-gamma protein
Exons: 15
Coding region: 798-4226 (1142 amino acids)
Biological process (GO): regulation of cytosolic calcium ion concentration; manganese ion transport; calcium ion transmembrane transport
Cellular component (GO): cation channel complex; membrane
Molecular function (GO): protein binding; inositol 1,4,5 trisphosphate binding; store-operated calcium channel activity
Source: RefSeq, a predicted model, not a curated record